Molecule: messenger RNA, 1502 nt
Organism: Diprion similis
Lineage: Eukaryota; Metazoa; Arthropoda; Insecta; Hymenoptera; Diprionidae
Product: neurotrimin-like
Exons: 10
Coding region: 77-1471 (464 amino acids)
Cellular component (GO): neuron projection
Source: RefSeq, a predicted model, not a curated record
CGACGCCCGCGUCGCGACGCCGGCCCCUCAGUCGGGAUGCCGAGCGCGCAGUAUCUCGUCGUUCACUUCCGGCGCUAUGCUCGGUCAUAAAUGUCCUUACACUGCGGCCACCUGCGACCAAAAAAUCGCGGGCAAACGUGGACGCGAUUUUUCAUUACGAGUUGUGAUUGUCGUGCUCGUUACAGGAUCCUCCUUCGCCCAAAGCUCGUCUUCCCUGUCCCCCGAGGGACCAACCUUCGACGUGCCAAUAUCAAACGUGACGAUCCCGGUGGGGCGGGAAGCUGUGCUCGCUUGCGUCGUCGGGAACCUUUCCACCUACAAGGUCGCCUGGCUACGAGUCGACACGCAGACGAUCCUGACGAUAACGAACCACGUGAUAACGAAGAACUACAGGAUAGCAAUAACAGUGAACGACCACCGGACAUGGCAGCUGCACAUCCGGGACGUUCGAGAAUCGGAUCGGGGCUUCUACAUGUGCCAGAUAAACACGGACCCGAUGAAGUACCAGACGGGAUUCCUGGACGUUGUCGUUCCUCCGGACAUCGAGGACUAUCCAACAAGCACAGACAUGGUCGUCGGGGAGGGCAGUAACGUCACUCUUCGAUGCUCCGCAACCGGAUCACCGAAACCCAAUAUCACGUGGAGACGCGAGGACGGAAGUCUGAUACAACUAAUGGGUCAGAGCAAGGAAGUCGCUUCGGUUGAAGGAUCGGUAUACAACAUCACGAGGGUUAAUCGCCUCCACAUGGGUGCCUAUCUCUGCAUCGCAUCGAACGGCGUUCCGCCCACGGUGAGCAAGAGGAUUUCCCUGAUAGUGCACUUCCCGCCGAUGAUUUCUGUCCCGAAUCAGCUGGUGGGAGCCCGUCAGGGUCAGCAAAUGACCCUCGAAUGCACCUCGGAAGCCUAUCCAAAGUCCAUCAACUAUUGGACCAGGGAAAAUGGUGAAAUGAUAACAAAGGGUGAUAAAUACGAACCAGUGCUACUCGACAAAGAGUACAAAGUAACGAUGAAAUUGACGAUAAAAUCUGUGUCGGCAAACGAUUACGGAUCUUACAAAUGCAUAUCGAAAAACUCGCUCGGUGAUACGGAUGGCAGCAUAAAAUUGUACGAAAUACCGAAUCCGACAACCCCGAAGCAAAAAUCAACGACGACGCCGAUUCCAAUCGUCAGCAAAGCAGUGGAGAAAAAGCAAAGAACGAAACAGAAGGCUCGUCUGAGUCCAGAAAUAUCCCGACCCAAUGAAAUCGCCGGCGAUAUUAUCGACCCCUCGCAACCCGCGGCGAACAAGGACAGAGAUAUCCGGCUUCGGGAUCGACACGAGGAUUCCGGCGGUGGAGGAUCCGAAGGAUCUGCACCCCGAGACGACAACACGGCUCAGUCAAUGUCGUCGAGAAGCGCAGCGAUUUUGGGAACCGUCGAAGCCCUCCAGGCGAUGGUUGUCCUGGCGAUGAUGUCCGCGGUGAUGACGUAAUCAUUGCGGUCACCAAGAUGAAAAUAAUAAU